UUUUUUUUUUUUUUUUUUUUGCACUAGAGAGAUUUUCAUUCAUUACAUUUGCAAUUUAGGAAUUUAGGAGGUCACACGGACUUCACAUUUUCCCUGAAAUACAGUAAAAACAUAAGGUGUUUUUGCUGCUUUUGGAAGGUAUGAGUUUCAAAAAUUCUGAAGAUUGGAGAAGACAAAAGUAUGACAGACUAAGUGCUUUACCAGAUGCUGUCUUAUGCCACAUCCUUUCAUUUCUCCCAAUGAAAUAUGUCGUUGCAACCUCCAUUUUAUCUACCAGAUGGAAAUACCUUUACAUGUCUGUUCCUGUGAUAGAACUAGAUGACACUGUACAUUCUCAAGAAGAAGAAGAAUCUCAGGACAACAUCAGAAGCGACAGUUUUAGAAGAUUUGCAGAUAGGGUGCUUAUGCUGCGAAAUGCUGACAUAAUUCAAUUUCAUCUCAAAUGCACAACGACUUUCGAAAGUUCAGUAAUCAAUGCAUGGUUAUGUGCUGUGCUUUUGCAUAAGGUUCAGGUGCUUAAUCUUUUCAUGAAAUAUGACAAUCCUAGAUGUUUAACAAGUGAACUUUUCACUUGUAAAACACUUCAGUGGUUAAACCUGGAUAGCUCCAUUAUCAUCAAGCCGAAGUUAGUUCAUUUACCAAAUCUGAAGAUCUUACGUCUUUUCGGAGUAGAAUUAACGGAUGAUGGUUCUAUACCACAGAUCCUUGCUGGUUGUCCUAAGCUUGAGCAUCUGCACAUGUGUGGUUGCCAAUUGCAUGGAAUUCAAGUUCUUGAUAUUUCAACUCCUUCUCUGAAGAGCUUAGAAUUUUUCAAUUGUUACGGUGCAUUCCGAGUUGUCAUUGAUACCCCAAAUCUUGAGGACCUGUGCUAUGUUGAUUUUUUAAAUGGAGAUCCAUUGGUGAAAAAUCUGAAGUCAUUGGUCAAAGCUUAUUUGUUUCCUUACUCUGUAACUCUACAAAACACAGAUGAUGCAUGCUUAUGUGGGGGUCAUGUCUCUAAGUUCCUGAAUGCAAUGGCUAACACCAAGUCUCUUACUCUCCUAACUGUUUGCUUGGAGGGUCUCCUUCAUUCCGGCUGUUCAAUCCCCAAAUUCCAAAAUUUGACCUAUAUGAAGCUAGUGCCACGCCAUAACUGUCAUUGGGAAUUGCUACCAAUCCUACUUCACAGUACACCCAAUCUAAAAACUUUGGCUCUUGAUAUGGAAUUUCCAGACAACGAUAUUCGCCAAUGGCCCAAGUUUCCUGUAACGCAGAAUCAGCCCAUCUGCUUGGCUCAGUACCUCAGGACAGUGGAUAUUUUCAAUUUCAAAGGGAUGCAGUUUGAACUUGAUUUGCUAAGCUAUCUUCUGCAGUAUGGACAAGUACUGGAGAAGAUAAACUUAAUUUUUUCACAGAAUAAUGGAUUCUCAAACUGGUCGGAUGCAGUUAGGAAGAUAUCAGCACUCCCAAAAACAUCAUCGACAUGCCAGCUGGAAUUUCUUUGUACGAGCAAAAAUACAUUUUGCAAGCCUGUAUGCUUGACAUCCAUCAGAAGUUGAACAGGGGCAAGCAAUGGGACUUAAAUUUCUGUGAAGAGCAACUGAGAUCAGAGUUAUUCUUGACAAGGGUUCUCUGCCUGCCGUGAGUAUUGCUAUUUCAUUUUGUUGAUUCUGCCAUGGUCUGGCCUUCUAGCUGUGGAUUUGUAAGUACUAUCAAAUAGAUUUGUGAUUUAGCUACUCUGUUUACGCAACCUGCUUUCUGUCUUGUGCAAUGUUGCAAUCCUAUGAGGCUGAUAAAUUCAGUAACUGUUGGUACGAGUGAGGCAAUGCAAAAUGACACGUGCUUCGCCCUACCCUAGUUUAUAAUGCCUAGCUAUUGAAAUGACUAGUUGGUUAAAGGAAAAAAUCAAUUCCCUUGUAUUGACUGGUUUUGCUAGUUUAUUUCCUCUUUUACUUUCUCUAUCUGCUUUUGUGGAAUAA
Molecule: messenger RNA, 1958 nt
Organism: Coffea arabica (coffee)
Lineage: Eukaryota; Viridiplantae; Streptophyta; Magnoliopsida; Gentianales; Rubiaceae
Product: F-box/LRR-repeat protein At4g14103
Molecular function (GO): protein binding
Source: RefSeq, a predicted model, not a curated record